Molecule: messenger RNA, 3011 nt
Organism: Hemiscyllium ocellatum (epaulette shark)
Lineage: Eukaryota; Metazoa; Chordata; Chondrichthyes; Orectolobiformes; Hemiscylliidae
Gene: chst10
Product: carbohydrate sulfotransferase 10
Exons: 7
Coding region: 526-1599 (357 amino acids)
Biological process (GO): carbohydrate biosynthetic process; proteoglycan biosynthetic process
Cellular component (GO): membrane
Molecular function (GO): sulfotransferase activity
Source: RefSeq, a predicted model, not a curated record
UUGUUGUGGUGGUUGUCAUGGGCGGCCAGCUGGAAUACGGUUUUUGGCCCGGUUUUGUGGUGUUGCUGUAGGCGGGCUAUGUGCUAGGGAAAAGGGCCCAGGUUAGGACUGCUCGGCGUCUGGUGAGGCGAUCCGGGCCUGGACCUGACUGAAGGAGGAGCCCGGAUUUGCUCUUCUGUGCGCAGCUUGGAGGGCAGACCGAGGGCGGCUUCGCUGUUCUGGGCGGAGAGCCUGCUCCAAGUUAAUGGAGCGGCAACAUUUCAUCGUGGGAGCUGGCUGGCAGUCAACGGACGAAUUUGAUAUCAUCGCAUGUUUCCGUUACAUAGGGUGUUUUGAACAUUAUGCAAUCUUCAGUGAUUAUCUCCACUUCUGACUUUGCGAUGGUGAGAAGAUCACUGAUGAAGCAGCUGAAGAUAGUUGGGCCUAGGACUCUACCCUGAGGAAUUCCUGGGACUGAUGUCUGGAGUCUGAGAAGAUUGACUUGCUAUUACCACAGCCAUUUGGAGAACACACAAGUGAUGGCUUAUGUCUGAAAACAUGCGGCACCGAUGCUUGCUGCUGGCUGUGUGUGGAUGGGCAGUUUUCAUGUUGCUGUUUGUCAGUAAAUUUAUUACUUUAAGUCUCAGAGAUAAAGAAGAAUAUGGUAUUAAACCACAAAUAUUGGAUAAGACUGUGACUAAAAAAAUCAAGCCUCAAGAACGAACUUUGCAUACAACUAAGCCUGCUCAAAGUACACCGAAUGAAUUGGAUCCUCACUGGGAUGCAGUACAUGCUGAACGCCUCAAUCUUCUGAAGAACAUCUGCAGAAAUGCAUCUUUACGGAAUCUGACAUAUUGUCCUAUCACAAAGUUUGUCUUGGACCGUAUAUUUGUAUGUGACAAGCACAAAAUUCUGUUCUGUCAAACCCCAAAAGUUGGCAAUACACAGUGGAAGAAAGUUCUUAUUGUUCUAAAUGGAGAAUUUAAAUCUAUUAAAGACAUUCCUGAACCUUUGAUCCAUAAUCAUGAGAGGAAUGGCCUACCUCGUUUGUCAUCAUACAGUGAACUAGAAAUAACAAAAAGAUUGAAGACGUACUUCAAAUUCUUCAUUGUUAGAGAUCCCUUUGAAAGACUUAUUUCUGCAUUCAAAGACAAGUUUCUAAAGAAUCCUCGAUUUGAACCAUGGUACAGAUAUAACAUUGCUCCAGCUAUUAUUCAGAAGUAUAGAAGAAAUCGCACUGAAACUAAAGGAUUACAAUUCGAUGAUUUUAUUCGCUAUUUAGGUGACCCGAACCAUAAGUGGCUUGAUAUUAAAAUAGGAGAACCCAUUAUUCACUGGGCUACGUAUGUAGAGCUUUGUGCACCUUGUGAAAUCAAGUAUAAUAUCAUAGGACAUCAUGAAACUCUGGAAAAGGAUGCUCCAUACAUUUUAAAGAAAGCAGGAAUGAGUAGCUUGGUAUCUUAUCCACCAAUUCCACCAGGUAUUACGGCAUACAACAGAACCAAGGUUGAGCAGUAUUUUUCCGGAAUCAGCAAACGGGAUAUAAAACGCCUUCAUGCUCGUUUCCAAGGAGAUUUCAAACUGUUUGGUUAUGAUGAACCAGAGUUUUUGUUAAACUAACUUAGCCAAGUACUCUGCCUAAUAGGGGUGCAAUGAAGGUUUACGUUAUUGUUUGGAGUUUUUCAUUAAACACUGAACAUUUUAAUGCUAUCACCAGCAGAGGUCAGUGAAGGCACGUGGAGUGAAAGAAACCUUUAAUACAUGCAUGUACGCAGUAUUAAAUGGACCCAAGAAUAACAAUAUUUUAGGGAUUUUAGAAGUAGAUCAGCAGUAGUGUAAUGCAUGGAACACAUCAAAAGAGCCAUUUCAGGCCUUCAAAAUGUCGUGAAAUAUUUCCAAGAACAAGUACAGUAGAAGGCAGUUACUGAACAGUAUAAAUUUGGAAAAUUAUGUUGUAAAUGUCUUUUGACCCCAUAUUGAAUUGUUGCUGUCACACAACAGUCAUAGAUACUGGCAAAGUAAUUUUCUUGUGACUUAUUUGAUUUAGUUGAGUUUAGGUACAAACAUUGGACAAGUCUUAAUACAAUAGGUAUUAAAAUGUGCACAUUUAAAGCUACAAUAUUCAUUUUUAGGGAUACCUAUUUUUCAGUUUUAUUAAUUAUCUAGGUUACAAUUGGUACUUUUGGAGAAUAUAAUUUCAGUUCCCUCCUGGCAAACAGAAGACUUGACUGAGCAGCAUUUUCCCUUUGAUCCUUCUGGGUUGGAGAACUCAGCACCUGCAGUGACUGAUAGAAAUUGCUGAAUAAUAUAGUAAAAAUUUGCAAAGAUGGUGAAUCUUGAGACGCAUACAUCAAGCAUCCAACUAAUAGAUUAAGCUACCAGCAACUGUUAUUUAUAAACUUUUAUGUCAACCUAUUGAUAAAUGCAUUAUGUAACAUUAAAAAGUAAUAUGACAAAAAAAAACCCAGAUUUUAUUUCACUAACUACUUUGAGGAAUGUGUAUCUGAGCUUCCUUGCAUCAUGAUUCUGAUAUUUUAUGUGUUAGCUAAUGCAUGGACCAUGCCUUUAUAAGCAAAUAGUCAUUUGGUGGUACAGACAUCAGGUGUUGCUGAAAAAAAACGUUGUGUCAAAAGUUUUUUGUUGUGCACUUAUCUGCAUAUCUCACAAGAAUACCAAUUCAAGGGGCUAAAUAAACAUUUGUACUGCAUAAAAGGAGAGUGGUGAUUGAUUAUCAAGUGGACUCUGAUUAGUAGAGGAAUAGCCACGGAGAAUGCACCAAUUUCAAUGAUUCUAAGCAAGGCAGGUUGACUCUGAUAGAUCAACUGUUGAGAAAUAUAUCAGCAAGCGGCUGUUACUUAUUGAGUAAAAAUAAUUGCAGUACAGGUAAGUGUUCAUGUUGUAUGCAGUGAUAUUGGGGUUCCCCCUCCUUGCAUUGGUACUGUUGUAAAUUGUCCUGACAAGUGCAAGACAAAAACUUUCAACAAAAUUUGUCUUAAUAAGCAAUAUUCAUAUCAGCAUAAAUAUAUUUAAAG